AUGCCGCCCCGUAAGCCGCCUCACAAACCAUCAUUCCGAUAUAGAAGCAGGCGCAGCAUCGCAUCGGCUCACAACAGCGGCGGUGGCACUAGUCUGGACACUUCUGGUUCCAGUACUUCGCGCAGAUCGUCUGUCCACUCUCCAUCAGCCGCGACAGUAGUCUUGAACAGGUCUCAUCGGCCAGCUCGUAGAGGAUCGUUCCUUGAAGAUGAGUCGACACAUGUCCCGUCUCAAAAUGGGCGCGAAGAUGAUGACACAUUGAACGAGGUCAUCAUGGCUGUGGACCUACUACCUCGAGGUGUUGUGGGCUGUAGUUACUACGUGGCGAGGGACGAGAAGAUGUUCUUCAUGGAAGACAUUCCGUUCGGCAAUGUGGACAUCAUUGACACUCUCCGGUUAUCAAUCGAGCCGACUGUCAUCUUAGUCUCCACAAAGAUUGAUGAUUCAGUGAUCAACAGGUUUGACCCAGAGGGCAGGAACGAUGAUUCCGCAAGCGUCGAUAAUGAUCAAUUUCGUCUACCGUUCCUACUGGAAGUACGGCCUCCAAGCGAAUUCUACUAUGAUGCUGCGAAGAGUAAACUUCAGAGUUUGCAAUUGGAGGGAACCGAAGUUUCUCAGAUCAGCUUCAAUGUGUCUAGCGAACUGCCUGCUGCCCAUCAGUUCAACGAUGGUGAUACAUUCGGUCAACAAGGACAGCUACUACGACUAGCCGGAUUGAUCGACUUGGAAAGUCGCGUGACGGUUGGUUGUGCUGGCGCUUUGAUAUCCUAUCUACAACGUCGACGUGCGGCAGCAUAUCUGCCUGGCGAUCACAGUGCAUAUCUUAUGUUCCGAGUCACGACACUUGGAAUGUUCAGUCUUCGAGAUACCAUGUUCAUUAAUGCCGAUACCCUCCAUUCUCUGCAGAUACUCGAUGCGGAAUCACAUCCACACUCCCACAACCGAGGGCCAACCAAGAGCAGCUCGGGUGCAAAAGAGGGGCUCUCCGUUUAUGGGCUGUUCCAUCGCUUAGCAAGAACUUCACAAGGGCGAACACUUCUCCGUCAAUACUUUCUUCGACCUAGUUUGAAUAUUGACAUGAUCAACGAGCGAUUGCACACUGUGGGUGUGUUGGUUCGCCCAGAAAACGAAUCUGCGCUGCAGGAUUUGGGGCAAAACUUGAAAAACAUCGGGAACAUGCGCAUCGUCCUGAUGAAUCUCAAAAAAGGUGUGAGCGGAUCGACACAAAGCAGAUCAGGUCUCUCGCGAACUGUCUGGGUGGCUAUCAGAACGUUUUCAUUCUUCGCACUCAAGAUCAAGGAUGCCUUACAAGAUGUCCUGGGAGAAGACCAUUUGCCAAUUAGGGAUAAGGUCUUUGAAAAUUUCGAAAGCUAUCAUCUUGCCCAGAUUGGAAGAAAACUCAGCGAGACUAUAGAUCUUGACAGGUCAGCCGAAGAAUCGCGGACCGUAAUUUUGACCGGUGUAGAUGAGGAGCUUGACCAGAUGAAGAGAACACUUGAUGGCCUAGGUUCUCUGCUUAAUGAAGUUGCAGCAAAGCUUUCGGAGAUGAUGCCCUCGGAUCUACGAGCAGCUUUAAAUGUUAUCUACUUCCCACAGAUUGGAUUUUUAGUCACUGUGCCAAUCGAUCCCACCACGGGUUCUGAAGUCUACGAUGGCGGCUUUGAGAGCCAAUGGGAAAGAAUGUUUGCUACUGAAGAUCAAGUCUACUUCAAGAGUUCCGAGACAAGAGAGAUGGACGAUCAUUUCGGCGACGUUUACGGUAUUAUUUCAGACCGCGAGAUUGAGAUCAGCCACGAGCUAGCCCAACACGUGCUCCAGUACGAAGAGCUUAUCACGACAUGCUCAGAUAUUUGCGGCGAGCUUGACAGUCUAGUAGCAUUGGCUCAGGGCGCAAAGCAAUACAGAUUGUGUCGUCCGCGAGUAACACACGACAAUGUUUUACAAAUUAAGGGCGGGCGAGAAAGCCACAUACUUCAAGAGCUCACAGUCUCAUCUUUUGUACCCAAUGACACGUUGCUAGUAGGCGGUAUUGGUCGUGACGCACGGUCUGGCCAUGAUACUGAUAUUCCACGACUUACCGGUUCGACACACGAACUUCCGAGCAUGCUUGUCUUGACGGGUCCCAAUUACUCUGGGAAAAGCGUAUACCUGAAGCAGGUUGCGUUGAUAGUAUUUAUGGCGCAUGUUGGCUGUUUCGUCCCCGCGGAUAGCGCAGAUAUUGGGCUGACAGAUAAGAUACUCUCUAGAGUCACCACUAGAGAGACCGUAUCCCGUGCCCAAAGCGCUUUCAUGAUAGACCUGCAACAAAUUUCGCUCGCCUUGAGUCUGGCCACGCGGAGGAGUCUGCUUAUCAUUGACGAAUUCGGUAAAGGUACAGAGUCCAGCGACGGAGCAGGACUGGCAUGCGCAGUGAUGGAACACCUGCUCAGUUUGGGACCAGAGCGACCAAAGGUCAUCGGUGCUACUCACUUUCAUGAAAUUUUCGAGCUGGGCCACCUUGAUCCACGACCGUCACUUGCAUUUGGGCACAUGGAAGUUCGCAUUGAUACAGAUGCUUCAGAGGUGAACGACCAGAUAACGUACCUGUACAAGAAUGGUCGCAGUACUUCAAGCUUUGGGACUUGCUGUGCAGACAUCAAUGGUGUUCCUCCUGAAAUAAUCCAGCGUGCAGAGAAUUUGAUUCUCUUGUCUAUGAGGGGCGAAGACCUGGUCGCUGCAUGUUGCCAGAUGCCCGCAGACGAAGUUGCGGAGCUAGAAGAAGCGGAGCAAAUAGCGCGAGAAUUUCUCGAGGCCGACGUAUACAAAAAUCCAAAUGCGACGCUAGCAGGCAUAUUCACGACCUCGACUACUUCCGACUCCUGA
Molecule: messenger RNA, 2862 nt
Organism: Plenodomus lingam JN3
Lineage: Eukaryota; Fungi; Ascomycota; Dothideomycetes; Pleosporales; Leptosphaeriaceae
Source: RefSeq, a predicted model, not a curated record